This is a messenger RNA of Penaeus indicus, 6827 nucleotides long. RefSeq lists its product as uncharacterized. Gene Ontology annotation, molecular function: protein kinase binding. Gene Ontology annotation, cellular component: pericentriolar material; cytoplasm; centriole. Lineage: Eukaryota; Metazoa; Arthropoda; Malacostraca; Decapoda; Penaeidae. The record is from RefSeq and is a predicted model, not a curated record. Bases 215 to 6337 code for a protein of 2040 amino acids. The transcript has 30 exons. Gene Ontology annotation, biological process: centrosome-templated microtubule nucleation; mitotic spindle assembly; centriole replication.
UUCCAGAACCCGAACGACGAGAAAACCUUUGACAGUCUGGCAGAUUCUCUUCUCUCGUGAAAUUAACUGACAGGUUUUAAGCGUUGAUAAGGAACAGCAGAGUACAGUUAUGUGAUGAAUACUGGAAAUUAGUGGUUAAGUGGUACGCGAAGUGAGUUAUCGGCAGGAUAUGGUGUAUUAAAGAGCGUCACAGAAGACCAUUAAGUCCGUGGUCAUGUCUGAUAACACAAUUGUAACGGGUCUGGGGCAUAAUAUGUCCGUGGUGGAUGAAGAUGUGGAUGCGUCUAUUUUCUGUUUGCCUGAGCCGCAGGCUGCAUCAACAGCUGCCAAUAAGAAGUCGAGGUUGGAUCUUGCCAAACACUACCUCAACAAGCUUGAUCAGAUGGCUCACCUAAAAGUUGCUUCUCUUAAGAAACCCGUAGGCCGACUGCAGACACAAGAAAUGGGGAGUGAGGCACAUGCACUGCCUUCUGGCAUGACUGCUAAUGUGUCCCCACUGUCAGUUCAACAAGGCCGAGAAUCUGGUAGCUUGGGAGGCAUAAUGGGCGUUUCCCUAAUCAAUAUUGAGAAUAUGAGUGGGUUGUCAUCAAGUAUGUUGCUGGUGGACCAGAAUUCUUUCCCAGACCAGAAAGGAGGUUUCCUACGCCAGCAGAAAUUAGUCACUGCCCCAGGUGGUAAUCACUCAGAUGAAGACCGAGAGAGUCCAAUCCCAGCGCUAACUCAACAAGAAUUACAAGAUCUAGAGACUGAUUUUUCUGAAGGUGAAGAAUCCGAGCUCAGUCAAGGAGAGGAUGAGGAGCUGAUGGCUGAGGGGAUCUGGCAAGCGAGUGCAACAGGUGGAGCCAUGAUGGAGGGUCUGCCAUCCUGUCUCUUGGAGCCUCAAGACUCUCUCUUAUGGGAAAUGCAGUCAAGCACUGGCAUGAACCGGCAAGCCAUGAGCCUGAAAGAACAGCCAGAUACAGAAGGCACAGGGAAACACCUACAACUACAAGUUAUGGAUAAGCCAGUACCUUAUCCAGAACCACAGGAUGUAAGAAAUAAUAGCAAAUCAAUGUUAGAGAGCUAUGAUGAGUCUGUAUUUGAUAACAGUAAGGUGAAUUUUGAUGCUGGUCAAAUAUCGGCUCGAUCAACCACGUUUGGAGGUGCCCUAGAUGUGUCGAAACUGAUGUCGACUUCCUGCAGUUCCAUUGGUUCCCUUGGUGAAGCCCUCAAGGAGAAUGCUGAGAACAAUUUGGGUGACCAGUCUUGGGGAGGGGAUCCUCAGUAUGACAUAUUUGAAGCAGACCAAGGGGAACUGGCUAGUGCCUUGCAUGGGGAAUCCUUCCAUGCCCCAGACUUGAAUUUUUUGAAGAAAGAAGAGGAGGAGAACAAAAGAGCCAAUAUUUUCAUGCAAGAGGAAUCCUGCAGUGGAAACAACCUGGACGUUUCUUGCUUUUCAGGCAUUCAUGGUGUGCAAGAAAUCACAGUAAGGCCAUCGUGGAUUGAAAGCCCAGAGAAAUUGUUGCUUGGGCCUGGGAACAGGAUGUUGGUGGAAGAUUAUCUCAAGUUACGCAGUGAGGCUCUCGGCUCACUUGGGGAUGAGGAUGGGCUGGAUCAGGAAAGGCCAAACUUUGGUUGGGGUGAUGCUGUCCAUUCUCCUCCAUCAUCUGGGGAACCCUUGCCACUUGUGGAUGUCAGUGGCAGGGCAGAAGAACAAGAGCAUUCCACAAUGGGUGAUGGAACUUCAAAGAAAAAUGCAAAUGUAUCGACAUCAAACCAAAGUAUCAGCAGUGACAAGCAAGAAAAUUCAAGUUAUCACUCUACCAGCCACUCAACAUUACAGGAUUCCUCAAGUGACUUUUCAGAGGGAAGCAGUGGGAGGUCAAGUUCUGGGUCAGACACAUUAUGCGACUCACAGAUGGAAGCCGACUUGGAUAUAAGGUCACUUUCCCUACAUCAGCAUCAAGGUAGGAACCUGUCAAGUGCCUCAAACCAAGAAACUGCUGAUGAGAGUUGUGUUGAUGAUGAUGCUUCGAUGGAGACAAGUGGACAGAAGAACAUCCAUUAUUCUGGAGAUUCAGGGAAGUCGCAUAUGAAUGGUAAAGAAAACAGUAAACUUCAAUUUGAGAGGAAAAAGAACUCACAACAGCUGGAGAGGACACUAAAUGAAAUCACAGGACCCAUGGAUUCAGAGCAGAUCCGUGCACUUUUGUCUGAAGCAAUUGCUUGUGACAAUCCCCAAGUACUGGUAGAGAAGAUAAUAAAGAUAUCACAGGAGAAGAUGGCACUGCACAAAACAAUGGAUGUUAGUGACUUGGAUACCAGUGUUGAUGUCUUGGAACUGAGGAAGCAGCGUGAGGCUCUGCAGAUGAAACAAAAGGAAAGAUUCUUGCAAAAGGUCCAAACAGCUGACAAAGAAAAUCUUGGAACAGAAACUCAUCAGGUAGGAAGAGAUGCUUCUAAGAAACCAUUAAAGAUGUUGCAUGGCUCCAAGGUAGAUAAUAUGGAUGGCAUACCACACAAACACAUGGAAAAAUUAAAAGCUAAGAGAACAGAUUCAGUUCCUUUGGAGACCAUAAGCCAAACUGGAAAACAUCGUCUGCCAUUCAUUUCAAAACAUUUAGCCACUAAUUUAGGGGAUUCACAUAUUGAUGAGUCAAUUAAGAUUGCUCCUUACAAGUCAAGAAUUUUAGAGGACACUCAGAAGCUGCAAUUUGCAAGCUUUCACGAUAAUACAAACAGUGAUUUCGAUGCUUCCACCCCAUGUGUGCCACGUUCAAAGUCCAGGUCUAGUACCCCAAGUCAAAAUGGAAUGGGGGCAAGAGAGGCCGACAGCAUCAAACCAAGUGUCAGUGAGCAGAGACCCAAACCAAGGAUGGGAUUGUCAUCAGCACAUCAUAAUAAACUUCCAUUGAAGGGUAAAGAGGGAGGUCAUGUCAAUGGCACGUAUUUGGGACAUUUACAAAGGCCAGAGAAAAAUUCGGCUCUCGGGACAGAAGGUCGGGCUUUGGGUAAGGUUCCUCCGAGUGUACGGUCUACAAGUGUGCCUUCUGGACUCCAUGCCAUUGGUGUAAAUGGUGAAGGUGUAGAUGCCACUUCAACUCAGCAGAUGCAUUCAGCCAAAGGCCUCCGACAACACUAUUCACAGGAAGAUCUUAACUACAAUAUCCAAAGUGGAAAUGAUUUGACUGUGAGCUUGCCCAAGAAGGUGGUUUUCCCAGGGGUCUGUGUUCUGGGUAUUGCAUCAGAGGUUACGAUGGUAUUCCAUAAUCCUAAGCAGCGUUGGGUCCAGUUGUCACUGAAUUGUGUAAAGGAAAGCUUGAAUAGAAGCCCAGUAACAACAGAAGGUCUGAUCUUCAAGCCGUCGUACUUUGUAGAGCCACAAAGUAUGUGUCAAAUCCAGCUGAAGCUAUGCAGUCAGCAAGCUGGGUCACUUGAAGCAGUGCUGGAAGUAAAAGUAUCUGAUCUUACCAAAGGCUCAACUAUUCCUUCUGCCACUAUGGGUGUCUCAGUCCAUAAUGUUCUUGUCUGUGCACAAAUUGAGGAACCCCAUGUCUUACUGACCAGUGGUGGCAUGGAGGCAAUAGACUUUGGUAUUGUACCAGAGGGCUGUUCAAUUACUAAGGAGGUAAUGGUUAUUAACCAAUCACACCAAUCCCUUCCAGUCAUCCUAACCCUUCAGCAGGUUGCUGCAACGUCCCCCAUCUUUUAUUGGACCGGCACAACAGAUGAGCGCAUAAAGGUUGUGUCAGCUACACAUGUCGCCUGCGAACUUCCAUCCGCCAGCACAGAGCAUGGCCCAAUCCCUAUGGUCAUGAAUGUCACACUCAAGGCACCACAUCUUGACAAAGUUAAAGUGGAUGAAAAUGGAGUGGUGGGGUUAAGGAGUCAGAUUCAGGUUGAACUUGACUCUCCUGAUCAGUCCACCAUCAUUGUUGCAGCCAUGCCUAUUAAGGCUCAAGUGGGUGUGGUGAAGUUACAGUCACUCCGUGCUGCAGAGCCAAUGAUGUUGGAGACUCUGUCCACAGAAACCUGUACAGCUACAGUUCCUCUUAGAAAUUCCUCUAGUUUUCCUCUGAGGAUCUCUUUGAUUCCUCGUGAACACAAAGAGGUCUUCAGCGUUGUUCCUGCCGUCAUAACUAUUCAGCCUCACUCCCAAGUUUCUCCUAGUCUUGUGUUUUCACCCAAAGGUCAAGUAGGAAGAAUGGAGAGUGUGUUACUGAUGCGUAUAGAGCCAGAUGGAAUGGAAUUUGAGGUGUCCAUGAUUGGUAUUUCAACUGCAGCUGUUAAGAAAGCUCCAGAAGUUGCCAAACUAUUGACCCACUCGUCUCUGACAAGAGCCACAAGUGCCCCUCUUCCACAAGCAUCGCAAGUUAGCUUGGCCUCAGCCUUGGAGAGCACCAAAUCCCGACUUGUGUUCGGGACUGAACGCAUUGGAGGGAGAGCAUCACAAAAGAUUGUGUUGCGGAACAAUUGUACUACAGAGGCACUCAACCUCAUCCUUGGCAUCAAAGGCAGUAAAGCUUUUCAGAUAUGUGAGUAUGGUGGUAAAGAAGGCAAAGCGAAGAUGGAUGUUGUUCUAAAACCCUGCCAGGAGCUAGCAUUCUCCGUCUUCUUUUGUCCAACAACUGUGGAAGCCUUAAGUGGAACGCUUGUAUUUAGACCACGAGGCUUGACUGAGCCCAUCAAGUAUCAGAUUCCCCUGCAAGGAUAUGGUGGCCAAUGUGAGCUUCAUGUGCCUGAUUUCCCAGAGAGUAAGGCUUUAGUGAUCAGCGAGUUGGCACCAGGUCUGCCAACCAUGUUCAACACUGCUUUUGUGAACAAGGGGGAUCGUGCCAUGUUUGUCAAAGUCCAGGUGUUCUCAGAUGAUAAGUAUACACAGGGGGUUGCAGGCAGCCAGAUAACUGUUCAGCCUUCAGAAUUCAUCAUCAAUCCCCAUGAAAGCCGUGAUAUUUUUGUUGUUGUUAUGGGCACAGAAGCUGUCCUUGCAAAGACACCAGGCUGUAUAGGUUACCUCCAGAUAGUGUCAGGUGAUGAAAUACUUCGCAGGCGGUUUCGCAGGUUGAAGAACAAGGAGGUGAAGGUUCGUCGUCUAAAUGACCCUGCGCUUGUGAAGAUUGACUGGGAUGUGUUCUACAGUGGAGAAAAGGAAUCCCAGAGCGAGGAGGAUUGUCUCCCACCACAACCAGAAGAUGCCUCCAUUUUCUUCAAUUCUUGCUCCAAGACUCAGGUAGAGUUGCAUGGAGAAAGACAAGUUAAUGAAGAUGCUUCCAGUACUGUAUUUGCUUGCCUUGAUGCUGAGGAGACAAUCACAUCAGUGACUGAUCUCACAGUAGCAGCAGAUAGGACUGUUGAAGCUCACUCCCCACCCGUACAAGGCAAGGGAACAGUCCUGAGUGGAUCGACUGGGGAAGAUUGGUCUUCGUCCAGGCCAGCCCCAGUAGCUCGUGCCUCUUCGGCUGCCUUUACCUGGGAUGUCUUUCCAUCUGCCUUGACCAUCCCUGCCUCAGACACUUCAAGCCACACCUUCUUUGUUGUUAACUUUAGCAACACAAGACAAAUGUUUGAGGUAACUUCAGCUUGUAAGUGGCUGCAUAUUGAACCAAGAGAAGCCAUUCUACCAAGCUUGAGUUCAGUCCGUGUUAACAUCAAGGUUAUUCGUUCCGGUCUGCCUCAGCAUCUUGUUAAUCCUAUAACUCAGUCCAUUCAGGUUAUGUGUGAAAAUGAGUGUCACAAUGCUAAAGUAACAGUUCUUCCUGAUGGUGAUGGAAGCAACACGGGUAAGGCAGCUUCAUCAGGAACUGCUGUGGCGUCAAGUAAACAAGAGAUGUCGGAUCCACAUUCUGGCGAGUACAGUGGAAAGAAGUUGCCUGUUCCUGACAGUGAAGAGAAAUCAUCAAAUGAGAAAUCUCUUACUACUGUAGAGCAAGUUAGUUCAGGAUAUCAGAGGAAAUCAGCUUCAGGCAGUAGUCUCAGCAGAGCUGCAAUGAUGAAAAGGACUAGCAGCAGUAAUAACAAGUUCCAGAAUGAUAGUACCCAAGAAAGAAGCUCAGUAAAGAGUAUGGUGGAAGUUGUGUCAAGCUCCAUUGCCUUCCCCGACACGAGAAACUCAGAUGAAAAUUUUGUGAAGGUGAAAUUGAGAAACCAUGAUAGUGUUGUUCAUACUGUAAGAGCUGAAGUUACACAAGCACCCUUUGCAGUCCGCCAUAAACAGUUUCAGGUUAAGGCAGGUCACUAUGUCAGUGUACCAGUUUAUUUCAGACCACAGACACUGGGGUUGUUUACAGGACAGCUGAGCCUGUUUGUUGUUGAGGAGCAAGUGUUACAUACUGUUCAGCUUUCAGGCAAAGCAGUGUAAUUUAACUUUUUUUUUUUUUUUUUAUAAAUUUUCAUUGAAGAAUUUUAUGUCUGAAGCUUCCUUAAAAUUUAGAAUGUUACGUUUAUAUCAUUUUUGGCCAAAGGGUCUAUGCUUGCUAGUUAAACCUGCACAGGUAUCCACCAGUGCCUUUUUAGUUACUUAUCAAUACUGUGAUAUAUAAUAGAUUCUGAUUAGGAAAUUUAAAGCAAGGCUGUGGAUUUGGGUAGCUGUAGUGUUAAGGCAAGGAUCAUGUAUCUUAUGUAUUGUUGUAUAUUUUCUUUGCUAGUAGUAUUGCAACAUAUUAAUGUCCAUAUAAUUUAGUGCUUUCCGAUUUCUUAUUCAUUAAGAUUUUCAUUGUUGAUUGAUAAAAUAUAAGGUUUGUCAAAAAAAUCAGAUAUAUUACACUUCAGUUUAUAUGUGCCAUUUUAUAAAUUUUACCAUUAUUAAUAUAUUCAAUAAACAUUAUACACAUUUUUUUUGUUUUUUCCUG